AUGAUCGUCUUCAAGAUCGGUUCUCAAGAUGACGGCAAGAGACAACUCCAUCCCGCCCCUGGCCGGGCAUGCGACCACUGCAGAUACCGGAAGAUGAAAUGCGACAGACGAGAGCCGUGCGGUCCCUGCCAGGACACACAAUCAGCCUGCACGUAUGCAUCUAUGCCAAAGCGCAAAGGUCGACCGCCUCGAAAGGAUCGACAGCAAAGCAAAGAGAAGCCCCAGCAGGCUCAACUACGGGAUCAGCCGUCGCCAGCUUCAGCAUGUUCAUCAUCACCCAGAAGUGGAUUACACAACCCUCCGGAAUUCGGCUCGAAGGUGGCAAUCACCUCCCCUCCAAACAAGUUGCCAAGCCUAAGACACCGGGAUCGUUCUGGCACUCAUUCUGAAAACAGCCUCGAAGCCUGCACCUUGGCAGCAUCCCCUGAAAGCAUGCCAGAUACCAGGGGUGGCCCAUUCCCUAUUCCGACCAUCUCCUUGGAAAGCCUCCAACCUGGUCUCGAGGCACAACCCCAGGAGCUGAACAUGCCGGCCGCAUAUCCCCUCUCAGAAUAUGCCCAUUGGACAAGGGUGUUUCUUCUACGACUGUAUCCGGUCUUUCCCAUCAUGGACCCAGGCUGCUUGCUCAGCAAACUAGCGCUGCCACAGGGGCUCGUGUCACCGAGCCUUGGCAGGUUCUUUGCCGCCAUGUCUGCUGCUGUCAUUGUUCAGUUGAAUCUCACAGACCCGAGCGUGGACGGGCUCGACGUCGCUCAGACUUCUGGACAGGUAUUGUCUUUGCGGCUCGCGGACAAGUACAUCAGCCAAUGUUUCGCUGGUCGUCAUGACAGGUCUUACAUCGAAGAUGCGGAUGAAUGGACGAUUAUGGAGUCAUUUUUCAUAUUCUCCUAUUAUGGAAAUUGCAACAAGAGUAAACAGGCGUGGUACCACUUGAGAGAGGCGAUAAGUUUCGCUCUGGCGUUGGGCCUGAACCGAGAGGAGUCUUACAACGACCCGAGCUUGGAGGUCAAUGAACGAAGGAGGCGCCUUUACUGGGCGUACUGCCUUCAACACCGAACAACACCCAUAUUGAGAGCAUCCAUCGCCUUGCCCAGGAUAUAUGAUGGCGCAGAUGAGCCAACGCUGUCCGGCUUUGUCAAGUUGGCAAGGCUGUUCAACACCAUAGACACUGAUUUUGUAUGCUCCUGGAGCGAAGGUUAUCUCAAAGGAACCAACGACUCAGUGGCUAGAUUAUUGGACCCGGAUCAAUUCUCCACCAUGUCUCUGGCGUCUAUCAUUGACGAGACCCAGAGGGUCGACGUCGCAGUCACACAAUGUUGGCUCCGAACUCUCGUUUGUCAGCUUCAGAUCCGUUCCAACGAGUCGCAUGGCCAGGGGGCGGCCACUCUGGUACGUGCUGCGGCGCGCGACUUGCUUAAUUGCUUUAGCGCUGCCAGACUGGAGAUCUUGGGAUCUCACGGCAUCGGCAUGGAACAAAAAAUAUCGGAUAUUGCAGGUUUCCUCUGUGACCUAUUGCCCAGGCAACCACCAGAACACCUGAUUGGGGGUAUGGAUUCUAUCCCUAAUCUUCUGCACAGCUUCAUGUGUCUGCUGGCCAAUUUUCGAAAUCAGGAGUCUUGCUACUUGGGUCCAUUGGCUGAGAGAGCCACAGCGUUGCUUAUGCAAAGAGAGACGGGCAGAGCUAUUGAGUCGUGUGACGAAGUAGACCAAGAAGGGUAUGACAGUAAUGAUGAGGUUCCAGACGGGGUCUGGCAGAACGUCCCAUAA
Molecule: messenger RNA, 1767 nt
Organism: Verticillium nonalfalfae
Lineage: Eukaryota; Fungi; Ascomycota; Sordariomycetes; Glomerellales; Plectosphaerellaceae
Exons: 3
Coding region: 1-1767 (588 amino acids)
Biological process (GO): DNA-templated transcription; regulation of DNA-templated transcription
Molecular function (GO): DNA-binding transcription factor activity, RNA polymerase II-specific; DNA binding; zinc ion binding
Source: RefSeq, a predicted model, not a curated record